Messenger RNA from Brassica napus (rape), 1937 nucleotides. Its product is annotated as 11-beta-hydroxysteroid dehydrogenase-like 6. The record is from RefSeq and is a predicted model, not a curated record. Lineage: Eukaryota; Viridiplantae; Streptophyta; Magnoliopsida; Brassicales; Brassicaceae. The transcript has 7 exons. Bases 619 to 1482 code for a protein of 287 amino acids. Gene Ontology annotation, molecular function: oxidoreductase activity.
GGAAGUUUCAUUGUUUUCAACUAAAUAAGUAAUAAAAGAAACUGUUUACAUUUUUUUACAACGUUUACAUAAUCUUUUGAUAAAAAAAACUCUAAUGAUCCAGAAUUAUUGUGUAGUCAUCCAUUUUUUUCUUUGUUAGUAUGAUGAUCUUGCUCGUUUGAUGAUAAAAGUUUUACAAAAUAUUUACUAGUUAUAAAACCCAUGACUAUAUUAUUUCAUCUGUAUGUAUUCUCUUUGCCUUUUUCUGUUACUAUAUACAUAACAUAUUUUCAUUUAUAUAUUUUGUAGAAACAUAUAUAUUUUGUAUAUUUAUUCUUAUAUCAUCCCCUGGACUUUUAUCAUUCUCUUCAUUGGAAUGAGUUUUACCCUCUUGUACUCGAAGCCCGUAGGUAGAGUUGGCAAAAAAAGAAGAUGAUUUUGGAUUUUGUUUUGCAAUAACAUUUUGUUGUAACAAAAUGUUAUGCUUCUCAAAUAGACUGCAGAAACACAUGUUGGCACCUCAGCUUGUUGGUUUGCCACAUUGCCACUAGAGCUUGCCUUAAAAUAGACUAACCAAAAAAAAACAUAGAAGGCGGAGAGAACAAAGGAAAACCAAUAGUGAAGCAGAGUGCUCCAUGCAUGGAUUCAAUCAACAGGAUCAUCAACUUCGUGUUUCCUCCUUUAGCCUUGUACGGACUUUUUGUCUUCUACCCAAUUUACCAGAGACUGAAGUCCGCCGUCUCCAUCUGGCGGAAUGUUUUACGGGAAAAUGUCGCCGGAAAAGUGGUUCUAAUCACCGGCGCAGCUUCUGGCAUAGGCGAGGCUUUAGCAUAUGAGUACGGGAAGAAAGGUGCGUACUUAGCACUUGUUGAUAUAAGAGACGAACCUCUCUUCCACGUGGCGGCUCUCGUUGAGCACUAUGGGUCCCCUGAAGUCAUCCCCAUGGUCGCCGAUGUUUCUAAGAUCAUCUCCAUCGCUGUUGCUCUCCACGACUGCGAACGUUUUAUCCAAGCCGCGGUUCUUCAUUUUGGCCGAUUGGAUCAUCUAGUUACAAAUGCAGGAGUUGCUCCACUCUAUUUGUUUGAAGACAUCGACGAUCUUUCCAUGGCUAUGCCAGCUAUGGACAUAAACUUUUGGGGAUCUGUGUAUUGCACCUUCUUUGCUUCUUCGUACUUAAAGAAGUCUAGAGGAAAGAUUGUGGUGAUUGCUUCUGGAUGUGGAUGCAUUGCUUCACCCAGAUUGAGCUUUUAUUGUGCGAGUAAAGCUGCUGUGAUCGCGUUUUACGAAACUCUAAGAAUUGAGUUCGGAUCAAAGGUCGGGGUUACCAUAGUAGCACCUGGGGUUGUUGACUCAGAAAUGACCCAAGGCAAGUUCAUGACAAAGAACGGACAAUUCAUAGUGGACAAAGAGCUCAGAGAUGUACACAUAAGCUUAUUGCCAGUGGAAUCAGCAGAGAGGUGCGCUAAAGCGGUACUAAGGAGCGUGUGCAGAGGAGAUAGGUAAAACAUCGUAAUUCUGACGGAAAAUGAGAUCUUCGGAAUAUUCCGACGAAUUUCCGAGGAAAUUCCGAGGAAACUCAAAUUUGUGUUUCCUCGGAAUUUCUUCGAAAUAUACCGAUGAAAUACUGAGGAAGGCAUAUUCCUCGGAAAAAACCGACGAAUAUCCGAGGAUAUAUUAUAGCCGUUGGAGAGCCGUUGGGGAUUUUAAAAAUUUCGAGGAAAUUCUGAGGAAAGAGCCGUUGCCGUCGGUAUUCCGUCGGAAUUUCCUCGGUACUGUCGGCAGCAUUUCAUCUAUCAAUACCCGCACUCCCCAACCUCUUCAUUCACUCCAUUUCUUCAUCCUCUCACAUACUAUAUUUACACACGAAUUUGAUUGAAAAAAAUAUGUCUUCUUCAAAUUAUUAUCGUUCUUGGAUCGAUCGACCUCAUUUGGAUCCGAACACGAGAUUGCUUACGGAA